Molecule: messenger RNA, 5862 nt
Organism: Cheilinus undulatus (humphead wrasse)
Lineage: Eukaryota; Metazoa; Chordata; Actinopteri; Labriformes; Labridae
Gene: itsn2a
Product: intersectin 2a
Exons: 39
Coding region: 160-5259 (1699 amino acids)
Biological process (GO): intracellular signal transduction; positive regulation of Rho protein signal transduction
Molecular function (GO): guanyl-nucleotide exchange factor activity; protein binding; calcium ion binding
Source: RefSeq, a predicted model, not a curated record
CACCCACCCCGGCUGCUGGAUCGGGUCCUCCCUCCUCGGCAGCUCAAUUUGCCAGGCUGGAUGUCGGAUGAACACUGCUCCUCUGCCGCAACAGAUGUCUGAGAGCAAGCCAGCUGAGUAGAGGACUCCCCUCUCUGCCCGAGCUCUCCACCUGCAGUCAUGAAUGGAGGAGCCAGUGUGUGGGCCAUCACUCCAGAGGAGAGGGGGAAACACGACAAACAAUUUGACACCCUUGCACCUGUUCUCGGCUAUGUCUCAGGAGAACAAGCUAGGAAAUUUUUCCUCCAGUCUGGCCUGCCUCCCUCAGUCCUGGCUGAAAUCUGGAACUUAGCUGACAUGGACAGUGAUGGAAAAAUGGACAGACUGGAGUUCUCCAUCGCUAUGAAGCUCAUCAAACUCAAACUACAGGGGCGGAACCUACCCUCCUCCCUGCCAGUUAUCAUGAAACAAUCUCCUCUGUCCAACUCUGCUUCAAUCAUGGCUCCAUCAGCACGCUUUGGAAUGGGCUCUAUGCCAAAUUUGUCAAUUGGUCUGUCGUCUAUGUCGACUAUGUCAGCCAUGCCCAUCCUAACACCCAUCCCGGCUAACCCUCCCAUGCCCUCUGUGCAACCCUUGGUGCCAACGCCAAUGACUCUGCCCCUCAUCUCCUCUCUGGGAAACUCUGGACUCACCAACGGGAAUGUCAACCUCCUCACCCCACCUCUUGUUCCUAACAACGCAGCACUCCCUCUCUCUGGCUUCUCCUCUCCUAUGGCGUUUUCUCCAUCCACUGGCAUGUCAAAUGCAAACUCUCUCCUGGACCUCGGCUCAAGCAGUUCAAAUUCCUCCUCCACCACAUCCCUGGCCAGUAACUCUCCUAAGACCGGAGCAAGUGAUUGGGCCGUGCCGCAGGCAUCAAGACUCAAGUAUCGUCAACAGUUCAACACGUUGGACAAGCUCAUGAGUGGCUACUUGUCAGGACCUCAGGUUAGAAAUGCUCUCAUAGCAUCCAACCUGACCCAGACUCAGCUAGCAACCAUCUGGAACUUGGCAGAUGUGGAUAAGGACGGUCAGCUACAAGGUGAUGAGUUCAUUCUGGCCAUGCAUCUGGUGGACAUGGCUAAAACUGGCCGACCUCUUCCUCUCACACUGCCUCAAGAUCUGGUUCCCCCAUCUCUCAGGGGGGUGGUCAAGUCCACUGAGCUUGUAAAUGGAACUGGGCCUUACAUCUCUCCCUCCUUACUGGACACAGCAGAGACAGAGGCUGCGCAAAAGAACAAGAGCACUGUGUCAUUUGAGGACAAGCUGAAGGAGAACUUUGCACGAGGUAGCGCCGAACUAGAGAAACGACGGCUGGCUCUUGAGGAAGCACAGAGAAAAGAGAGGGAGAGGAGAGAGCGGGAGGAGAGAGAGGAGAGGGAGAGGCGGGAGAGGGAGGCCAGAGAGCAGGAGAACAGGAGGAGGCUGGAGGAGGAGAGACGGCUUGAGAGGCAGAGAGAGAUGGAGAGGCAGAGGGAGGAGGAGAGGCUGAGGGAGCUGGAGAGGAAGGAGGCGGCAAAGCAGGAGAUGGAGCGCCAGCGACGAGAGGAGUGGGAGCGUGCCAAAAGAGAGGAGCUGGGAAGAAGGAGAGAGGGUGAGCAGGAGGAGAUCUCAAGACUCAGGGCAAAGAAGAAGAGUCUGGAGUUGGAACUGGAGGCUGUGGGUAACAAGCACAAGCAGAUCUCAGACUGUCUCCGAGACGCUCAGAGCAAGAGGCGGAUUCUGAAGGCAGAGGUGGAUCUUGUCAAUCAGAAGAGGGAUGAACGCAUUGCAGAAAUCAACAACUUGCAGCUUCAGUUUGAGGACUGGCAGAAGAAGCUCUCACAGCUGGUCCCAGAACAGCAGAGGCUGACUGAAAAGCUGCGCAACAUCAGUCUUAACAAAAUCCCAGCAGUGACUUUGACCUCUCUGACUGGAAAUGUGAAGGAAAAGGGUGUGAAUUGUCGGAGGCUGAAGGACCAACUUGACACUCUGGAGAGGGAGACCACUGACAAACUAGCCCAGAUGGAGGAGUACAACAAAGAACUGAAGGAGCUGAGGGAGAAGCAGGUGCUGCAGCAGGCUGUCCUGGAUGACCUGUACAGAGUCAAAGAGGAGAAACUGAGGGAGCUGCAGAGACGCAGGGAGGAGGAGAUGGAAAGGAAGAGGAGAGAGGAAGAGGAGGCAGCCAGGCAAGCAAAACUUGAGCAAGAGAGAAAAGAGCAGGAGAGGAGGGAAAAGGAGGAAGAGGAGGCACGCCAGAGGAGGAUCCUAGAGGAGCAGAGAGCCAGACAGAGGGAGGAGGAAGAGAGGGAGGCACAGGCUCGCCUCCGGGCAGCUCAGGAGAAAGCACAAGAGGAGGAGAGAAGAAGGAGAGAAGAAGAGGAGGAGAAGAGGAAGAGGGAGGAGGAAGAAAGAAAGCAGAAAGAACAGAGAGAGGAGGAGGAGAGGAGGAGAAAAGAGGAACAGGCGAGAGGAGCACAGCAGCUGUUGUCGCUGGAUCAGCAAUCAUCCAAGCUGACAUCAUACAGGGCUCUGUACUCGUUCGUUGCCCGAAAUGCUGAUGAGCUGAGUAUAGAUGCAGACUGCCUAAUAGAGGUGGAUGAGCAGACGGUCGGUGAGCCUGGUUGGCUGUGUGGAAGCUAUAAUGGAAAAAGGGGCUGGUUUCCCCAGAGUUAUGCAAAGAAAUCUCCCACAUCUCCGGCUACUGAGAAUGCUCUUCUGUCAACUGGAAACACAUCCUGUCUAAUACCACCACUUAAGCCAGGAUUCCCAGAUGAAGAAGAAGCAAGAAUCAGAGUUGUCCCAGCCCAAUCAGACGAUUCACAGUUCUCAGUUCCUCUGUUGGCUCGAGCUGUCUCCUCAUGGUCAUCCACCUCAGAAACCCACCUAUCCUCUGACUUGGGUGAUGCUAUCACUGCGCUGCUGAGCUUCUCACAGGGGGACGUCAUCAGUGUGCUCCAGCAGAAGGACGACUGGUGGUUGGGACAGCUCAACGGUACACAGGGAUGGUUCCCUAAGAGCUACGUCACUCUGGAGAUGGGUGAUAAUUCAGAUGUGGAUCCAUUUGACAUGUCUGACUCUGCUCAGUUAGAGGAGUAUGUGGCCUUGUAUACGUAUGAGAGCCCAGAGGCGGGGGAUCUGACUUUUGUUGAGGGAGAUGUCGUCAUGGUGACAGAGAGAGAAGGAGAGUGGUGGCGAGGAUGCAUCGGGGACAAGACGGGGGUGUUUCCUUCCAACUACGUCCGACCUGUUGAGCCAGAGGGGACGAGACCUGGAGCUCCAGCCAAAAAGCCUGAGAUCGCCCAGGCAGUCGCUACAGCCAUCGCACCCACGAUGCAUCAGCUGCAGCUGUCUCCAGGGCAACUGAUUGUGGUCCUGGCCAAGAACUCCACCGGCUGGUGGCUCGGGGAACUGCAGGCUCGAGGCAGGAAGCGGCAGAGAGGCUGGUUUCAUUCGUCUCACGUCAAGCUGCUUGGCCCCUCCAGCAGCAAGUCGUCCCCCUCUCCUCUGCCAGUGUGCCAAGUUAUUGCAAUGUAUGACUACACGGCUGCCAAUGUGGACGAGCUGAGCUUCUCUAAGGGUCAGCUGAUCAACGUUUUGGACAAAACCAACCCUGACUGGUGGAAAGGGGAAGCCAAUGGGGUCACAGGCCUGCUGCCCACCAAUUAUGUCAAGAUGACAACAGAGUCAGACCCCAGCCAGCAAUGUACAGUAGAUUCCUUACCAAUGUCAGAGCAUGGACAGACUGAGGGGUGUGCUGACCUGGUGACACUGGACUCGAUGACGCCUCAGGAGAGGAAGAGACAGGGUUACAUCCAUGAACUUAUCCAGACUGAGGAGACAUAUGUGGAGGACCUGGAGCUGGUUCUAGAGGUCUUCUACAAGCCCAUGUCAGAGUCCGGUCGUCUCACAGAAGAUGAGAUGGGAGUGAUCUUUGUCAACUGGAGGGAGCUGAUAAUGUGUAACACCAAAUUACUCAAGGCUCUGCGAGUCCGUAAGAAGACAGGAGGAGAAAACAUGCCGGUCCAGCUGAUAGGGGAUCUGCUGGCCUCGGAGCUCGCUCAUAUGCUGCCCUACAUCCGCUUCUGCUCCUGUCAGCUCAACGCUGCCGCCCUGCUGCAAAACAAAACGUACAACCAGCCUGACUUUAAAGACUUCCUCAAGAAGAUUGCCACCAACUAUCGCUGCAAAGGGAUGCCACUGUCCAGUUUCCUUCUCAAGCCCAUGCAGAGGAUCACACGCUACCCCCUGCUCAUAAAGAAUAUCCUUGAGCACACCCCAGAUGUUCACGCAGACCGCGGCCCACUGAGAGAAGCUCUAGAGCGAGCUGAGGAGUUGUGCUCUCAGGUCAAUGAGGGAGUCAGGGAGAAGGAGAACUCAGACAGGCUGGAGUGGAUCCAGAGCCACGUCCAGUGUGAGGGUCCUAUUGAGCACUUGGUUUUCAACUCGCUGACUAACUGCCUCGGGCCUCGCAAGCUGCUCCACAGUGGACGUCUUCACAAAACCAAAAGCAGCAGGGAGCUGUGGGUUUUCCUCUUUAAUGAUUUCCUCCUCCUCACACACAGUGCCAAACCCUUCUCCUCCUCAGGAGCAGACAAGCUGUUCAGCCCAAAGACCAACAUCCAGCUGAAGAUGUACAAAACACCACUGUUUCUAAAUGAGGUUUUGGUUAAAAUGCCUCCUGAUCCAUCAAGCGAUGAGCCGCUUUUCCACGUCUCCCACAUCGAUCGGGUCUACACUCUGAAAACUGAGACCUUAAACGAGAGGACGGCGUGGGUCCAGAAAAUCAAGGCAGCAUCUGAACAUUUUAUAGAAACAGAGAAGAAAAAGAGAGAAAAGGCUUAUCAAGCCCGUUCCCUCAAGAGCAGCGGUAUCGGUCGACUGCUGGUGACCGUCACAGAAGCUCAGGAGCUCAAAGCUUGUAAACCUAACGGUAAGAGUAAUCCGUAUUGUGAGCUGACCAUGGGCGCCCAGUGUUACACCUCUCGACCAAUCAGUGACACUCUAAACCCAAAGUGGAACUUCAACUGUCAGUUCUUCAUCAAAGAUCUGUACCAGGAUGUUCUGUGUAUCACCGUGUUUGAGAAAGACCAGUUCUCACCAGAUGAUUUCCUGGGUCGCACUGAGGUUCCUGUUGCAACUAUAAAGAAAGAGAUGGAGAGCAAAGGUGCUGCAAAUCGUCGCUUACUGCUGCAUGAAGUCCCCACUGGAGAAGUUUCCGUCAAACUGGACCUGCAGCUGUAUGAGCCGACCAAAUGAGGACAACACACCCUAAGCAUACACCACUUAACUUUAAAGCAAUGAAGAGGAAACAUUUAUUUUUGCAAUAGUAAAAUACACCUUAAAGCCACUGUUGGCAUCAAUAUAAGUGUUGUCACAGCACUUACAGACUGGUCUGAGCCUGCCAGAUUGAUUACAUUUAAGCUAAAAGGAAGGAGACCUUACCAAAAACAUGGAAUUAUAUCCUCAUGAACUGAAGUAGUCAAGUCAGGAACUGUAAAUGUAUUUGCAAAUAUUUUUGUGUUCAACACAUAAAAGUGCAAUUAAAAAAAGAAAACAUACCUUAAAUUUACUGGUUGAAGGGUAGAGUUUUGUACAUUUUCACAGCCUUUUAUAAAAUUUUACAACCAAUGAAGUAAAAUGCUUUUGGUUUCCUUUUGUCUGAAUCUGGAAAUAUUUCAGUGCAUUUCAGCUGUUCCUCCUGCUCCUGGACAGUUGCCUGUUAUCCUUGUCAUUUCAAAUGUUGCACAAUACUGUACAGUAAAAUGUUAAAAAUUAACCCUAAGUUUGAGGGUAAUUAUGAAGUUUCUUGUCAAGUAAGGCCAUCAAAUACUCAAUGUGGCAUAAAUAAAAAGUACAAAC